GCUGUUGGGAGCAGCUGGCUAACCACUGAGCUACCCCCUCUUCCGUCUCCCUGAAGGCAGCUGAACGGAGCCGUGAACGAACCCCGCACAUUCAUGCCUCUCCCGUGGCCCCGGUGGCAGCGACAUAGACGGUCUGAGCUUUAGCUGUUAGCCAUGGAGCUAGUGUGUAGAUGUUAGUGUGGUUCAUCCCCUUUAGCCGUAGCUAGCUCUUUUUCUGUCCUGGACAAGACGGCCCCCUUUCUCGUCGCCACAGGAGGAUGCUGAAGCUGUUUGGUUCGCUGGUCAUCCUCGGACUGGUCCUGGCUGGUAUCGCCUCCUGGAUGCUGGAUAGGUAUGACACCACUUGGCAUCCGAAACGCAGCGUUCGGGACCCGGUUGUCGGCGAUGGAGGUGGAUUAAGGGGGAGUACACCACCAUUUCCCGGCGGCGAGUUGAACAACGUAUUCUGGUUUAUACAGGUAUCUGACAUUCACAUAAGUCGAUUUCACGACCCAAAGCGGAUUCCAGACUUUGAGAAGUUCUGCACCGACACCAUCCAGGUGAUCAACCCAGCUCUUGUGCUGGCAACAGGUGACUUAACAGAUGCAAAAACAGAGAGUAAGGUAGGUUCCCUUCAGCACGAGGUGGAGUGGCAAGCCUACCACAACGUCCUGAAGAGGUCACGGGUGAUGGAGCGCACCAAAUGGAUUGACAUUCGAGGAAAUCAUGAUGCUUUCAACAUAAUUUCACUGGACAGCAUCAACAAUUAUUACAGAAAAUAUUCAGCUAAUCAGAAAGUUGGAUCUUUCCACUAUGUUCACAAAACUCCAUUUGGAAACUACUCGUUCGUCUGCGUCGAUGCCACCCUGACCCCGGGACCAAAGAGACCAUAUAACUUUGUUGGUAUUCUCGAUCAGAGCCAGAUGGAAUUGCUGGACACAUUCAGAGCUGAGAGUCUGAGGAGCAACCAGUCGAUCUGGUUUGGCCACUACACCACCUCUACUAUUGUCUCCCCAUCUCCAGGAGUCAGAGACGCGAUGAGGUCUGCAGCUGCGUAUCUGUGUGGCCACCUGCACACACUCGGUGGCUUGAUGCCCGUCCUUCACAGCCGACAUCCACAAGGCACCUUAGAGUUGGAGCUGGGUGACUGGAUGGAAAACCGGAGGUACAGAGUCUUGGCUUUUGACCAUGACCUGUUGAGCUUCUCUGACCUGCGGUUUGAGCAGUGGCCUGCAGUUCUCAUCACAAACCCGAAGGACGCCCAGUACCUCCACCCCGGGGUUGAACCGUUAGGGCGGAUAAGGAAAUCGACACACGUCAGGAUCUUAGCCUUCUCAGAAGUCCCGAUCACUGUUGUGCACGUGAGCAUCGACGGGGAAGCUCUGGGGAAUGGCCACUCUGCUGGAGGCCCUCUUUAUGUCCUGCAGUGGGAUCCAUCUCUGUACCUCACUGGGCUGCACACAAUCAGAGUUAAAGUGGAGGACUCUGCCGGCCGCUCAUUGGUGCGAGAGCAGCACUUUACUCUGGAGGAUGGUCUGACUCCCAGUUUUGGUUUUGCACAGUCCUUCAUCCUCCUCACAGACCACUACAUUCUGGGCCGAGUCCUCUUUAUAUCCGCUGUGCUGCUGAACGUCAGUGUGCUGCUCGCCUCCAGGUUCCUACAACUUCCUUCUGGCAGAGGACAUUUCUCCACGGCGUGUACGUCUCUUCACCUGAUUAGUAAAAUGAACACCUUCUACUACUCUCUGCUGCUGUUCAACCUGUACACGGCUUUAGGUCCGUGGUUCAUAGGAGAGCUGGUCGACGGCCACAGUGGCGCCUGCUUUGCCUACGGGGUCUUCAUCAAUGGACAUUUCCUGGAGGGCAGUCUCACUUACAUUGUUGGAGUCAUUCAAAUGGUCUUCUUCAACAUACCCCUCACCUCUUACCUCUGCUGGAGCCUCCACCACCGAUGUCACGGCAAUAGCUUACGAUCACACUUUGUGCAGCCGGGUCGCCGCUGGCCGCCCCUGGCUGUCCACUUCCUGAUGCUGCUGCUCCUCACCUGGCAGGCCUACUCCUGUUGCUUUCUGCUGGAGACCUACGGCCUCAUGGCCUUUUUCCUGUCUCCCGUCCGCACGUGGGCAUUAGUGCUCAGUCUGCUCUUGAUCCACCGUGCUUGGACAGGCCCCACCCCUUUUUGUUCAUAACAACAAGAGGGUCUCUCCUUCUUGACAGUAACUGCACUGUUGCUCUUGAGCCUGACUCUUUGGUAUAUUUUGCCAUUUCCAUUCACCCAUCAAGCAGCAGCAGUCCUUUCUUUUCUCUUCCAUCCAGAGCCUCAUUCUAAUACUCACUAUUCCCUUUCCAGAUUGUAUUGUUUACUUGAUAUGCACGUUAUUGUAAAGCACCAGUGAGCACAUUUCCGACCAUACUCAUAGCGAUGUGUAGAGCAACAUCAUGGAUGCAUAAAGGGGUAAAACAGCUCAUGUGAGCAGCGCGAGGACUGGUCCACCUUCUGCUGCGUGUCGUAUCAGAGCCGCUCUCUGCUGUGGCUCAAAAGGACUUAUUUACUUGAGAUUUAGCACUUUUUUGGGGACAUGUUGCCUUGGCCAAAUGCCACCUCACCACUGCCAAAGGAUGAACAGGAAAGAUUUUACAUUUUAAUCCCUCAGGGAUUAAUAAAGUAUCUUUGAAUUGAAUUGAAUUGAAUUAUUUUUCCAUCUGAAUCACAGGUUUAGUUUUUAGAUGAAGGCUGGUUGUGCCAAACCAAACGUCGGGUGUACCUUUCAGCUACAAACAUGCAGACAGGGAAAGGUUAUGCUACAUUUUAAACUCUCUCGUGAGGUAUCGCUCCACCCUGUACCGGGUACGACAGCUGUAGUUUUUAUUAGCAGGAAUGACAAAUGCAACCUUGACCCAUCAUGAUUUUAUUUUACACAACAGAGAAUCUAAAGACCUCAAUUAAUGCAAUGGCAAAUCUGCAAAACAAAAGCUAGCUCUUAAACACAAACGCAGCCACAUAUCUUUCACCCCUCCCAUCAGCUGUCAUCCCUGGGCCAUGUCUGCCUGAUAUGGGAACGCGCAUCGCCACAGUUAGAGAUAUUGUUUCUCAGUCCAAACAUUUUUUGUUGUCUGACUUCAAAUUAUGUUUUUCUUUUUGGGACUCUAGUAGUUUGUCCUAAAGUGGUCGCAGCUGGCUGUUUCUCCUUCUCUGAUAUUAUUAAGAGAUCCUCUCACACCAGUGGUGUUCUGUUGCUAAAUAUGCGAGUGUGUAAUGAAUGAAGGACCCAGGUAAGUGCAGAAGUGCUGUGGUCCAGUUGUUGGUUUCGGACAGAGCUGUGUUUUUGGCAAUGGUUUUUAGACAAAUGUGACAAAACCACUUCAUUAUUUUUUUCUCAAUCUUUUUUUUAUCCCCACAAAAUAUUCAUAGCUAUACCAUGUCAUGACGUUAAGAAGCAUGAAUAAAUGUCCUAAGCUAGCUUGUUCUGCAGAUUUGCCAUUAGCAUUAGCUUUAGGUCCUGUAGUUGUGAUAACUAGUAUUUUAUGAUUAAUUGUCUUUUAAUUGAAUUAAUUCCACUGCAAACAACUGCCAACAUGAACUCAGUGCUCAUAUAUGUAUAUUUAGAACAAAAACAAAGGCCAGUCUUUACCAAAACACAGAAUCUGACUGAACUUUUCACCGGAAAGCAGCUGUUUGUGUCUCAGGAAUGUGAACGCUCAAGCUUGAGUCCAGUACCGGUAGUAUUUCACAACAUUUUAUACAUAAUAACAAUUCAGUGUACUACAACCAUGUUAAACCAUCCAGAUGUUCGAAGGCUUGAAAAACAAAAUGAAUGUUUUAUGAUCAAAAGACACAGAACUAUGUUUUGUUUUGUUUUUUUUCAUUAAUUUUGAUCAUAUAAUGUGAUGUGAUUGGAAGAAAGUAUGUUUCAGCUCCAUUUGGAGCUCAGCUGGGCAUUUAGAAAGCAUUUCCUGCAUUGGGAGUGAAAGCUGACAAUAAGAGUUCUGUGUGAAUUGUUUGUUUUGUCCUUGUUCAGAAUGUGACUUCCCUUUUUUGUGAAAAGUCUGAGUGAUGCGCUUAAAUUCAAACCUUUCUAGGUGGAUGUUGCAAUUCUUUGAUUUUUACAAGAGUUUAUCUAUGAAUGAUACAUUAAUCAUGGUGAAAAUGACAUGCACACAAUGUUUUAAUAUGUAAAAUGUUCGAAUCAAGAGGCAGUUGUUUUAGAUUUGCCCAGCAUGACUGCAUUUUCUGUUCCCCUUCAGAGAAUUUUGAAUGAUUUGCACUUUUGGAGAAAAAAAAAACUUUAUCCUAUUUGAAUUCAUGCUCUUUUUGUCACUUUUCCAGCUAUCAUCUAUCUGUCCACAAGGUGGCAGUAUUUAAUCACUUUGAAUGGUAAUGAGAACUUCAUGUCUUGCACCUUAAAGUAAUGCACGGCCCUUUUUUUCCCCCACAAAAAAAAAAAAAAGCACUGAAACUUUACCUGGUCAAGGCAGGUUUGACAGUUUAUUGUCACUUAUUGAGUAACUGGACGUGAUAAGUUUGAACUGUUCACUGACCAGACUGCUGAAAGAAUUGCUCGUUUCAACUCCACCGACACACUGCACCACAAUGAGGGGAAACCCAAAGCAGUCUUUGGUUUUUUGUCCCCCUCUUCUGCAUCCAAACUCCGAAGCUUCAGAGCGAGUGGAUGGUAAUUUUACACCUGCCACAUAUUUUUUUCUUGUGACAACUAAACUUUAAACUACAGCUGUAUUUUAUGACUGGUUUCUAGUGCUGUGGAAUAAAAGGAAAAUGUCCAUUACUGUCA
Molecule: messenger RNA, 4769 nt
Organism: Nothobranchius furzeri (turquoise killifish)
Lineage: Eukaryota; Metazoa; Chordata; Actinopteri; Cyprinodontiformes; Nothobranchiidae
Gene: tmem62
Product: transmembrane protein 62
Molecular function (GO): hydrolase activity
Source: RefSeq, a predicted model, not a curated record